Messenger RNA from Exaiptasia diaphana, 914 nucleotides. RefSeq lists its product as uncharacterized. Lineage: Eukaryota; Metazoa; Cnidaria; Anthozoa; Actiniaria; Aiptasiidae. The annotation marks the transcript as partial. The record is from RefSeq and is a predicted model, not a curated record. The transcript has 4 exons.
CUCAAUAUGGUGAUUACUAUUAUCAUAGCCAUAAUCACCUUUGAAACAGCCACAUAUGGGUUGACCAUACAGCGUCAAAUUGACCACAAUAAAUGGACCACAUUACCCGAUAGGUUGAAGUUACCUCAGUCGCAGUGURAAAAAAUGGAUUCCWAUUGCUCUGCGAUUGGAGCUCGUAAGGCUUCACCAUGUACGUGCGAGUGUGACGACCCAUCUAAGAUACUGAUUUACUUUGAAGGAAUCUGGAAGUGUAUGGAAAAUACUCAAGUAAAACACUUAACAAAAUGCCCAAUGAAUGUUACAAUCUACAGGGAAAAUGCUGUGAAUAUCUUCACUAUUCCACUAAAUCCACAAGUGACCAUAGAAUACAAUGCAUCCCGCUUCCUGGUCCCUCGAUYCUGUUGGUUCUACACAGAAAGUGAAUUCCUGGAAUGUAAUGGCUCUUGGUCGAAAUUUUCUGCAGGAAAUAUGUUCAGCAUCUCGUCAAAUCUAAUGAUCACGCCAUCAUAUCAGAUUUUUAAAGUUAGAGGAAGAGUUAUCAAAGUAAACAUAGAUUGCCGACAGAAUGGUCGAACUACACACUCAUUCUGCAUUCUUUUCAAGGUGGAAGGCCGACAAAACUGUUCAAGCAUGUUAUUACCUUCUAAUAAAGCAGCUCCUCCUUCAAUCCCAGYRAMAACUACRUCAGAAAGUAUACGAAAAAUACUUCCACAAACAGCACCAUUAACUGGUCCAGCAUCAACGACGGUGCAAAAGGAACAAACAUUCGCACCCAAUGUUAAGACUACGAGAGAGCCUGYAUCRAACUCUGACAACUGUGCYUUGAUCGCUGGCGCAGCUACUGGRGCAGCGGUAUUGCUCAUUACAGUAGUAGUUAUAUUCAGUAUUAUGCUAAUAAAAAGACGACGAGAAAG